AUGCCACGUGACACACCAGUUCUACCUAGACGCUCACUAGAUGGCUUUAAAAAGAGGCGGUUAAACGUUGACUCGUCGCCCACUGGGGACUUUGCUUUGGCUGCGGAGCAACUCACAAAGGACGACUCAAUCCCGCUUCACGUUCGGACCAUACUGGCGGUUUUGUUGGACACCAGAGCUGAGUUGGAUGCUGUCAACAAGAGGAAUGCAGAGCUCUCCAGUGAAAUCGAAAAGAUGGCCCUCGAACUCAAAGCCCUGAGGGAUGAAAACGUGAGUCUCCGGAGGGCUCUUGAGGAUCAGAGGGGAAGAAUUGAGUCGGAUAAAAAGCUUGAGGUCCCACCUGAGAUCCCAACUACUAAUGGGCCUAGCAAUAAAACCUCGGAAUCUAUUUGUGAGAGCAUCGAACGUCGUAGAAAUAUUGGUGACCUUCUCUAUUUAAUCCAACGUAACUACGAUUUGGUUGUUUUAUCUGAAACCUGGCUCUCUGAAACGAUUUCUAGCGAAUCCCUUUUUGGUGAAUACUGUUCUCAAUUUGAUAUUAUUAGAUGCGACCGUGAGGGCAGACGAGGCGGGGGGGUCGCUAUCAUUGUCAAAAGCAUCUACGGUCCUUCCCUGAUUUUUAAGGAAUCAGUGUGUGACGCUUAUGAAUUGUUAGCAGUUGAUCUCGAUAUUGCGUAUACUACCCUUCGAGUUGUCGCAGUCUAUAAAGCGCCCUCAUGUUCGUCGACUGCCUUUACCCAGCUGCUAAAGGCAAUUACUGACCUGGUUGCACACAAUAUCUCGUCUCUUGUUCUUGGUGACUUUAAUAUCCCUGAGAUCACUUGGAGGGACAUCUGUACUGGCCCUCCCAUGGGGUUCAGUGAUCACUCCUCCAUCAGUUUCAGGCUUAGGCUAAGACCUAAACCUGACCUCCCCUCUAAGCUCAGAAGAGACUUCAGUAGCGCUAAUUUCGAUUCAAUACUGCAGUACUUAAGUGGCAUUGAUUGGUAUGGAUCGCUCAAUAGCGCCCGCUCUGUCAACGAUAAAUAUGAACUCUUUUUGACCAUUCUUCAUCACACUAUCGAAUUGUUCGUUCCACUUAAACCUGCAAAAAGUAAGGGCACCCUUCGCCUUCCGUCCUACUUAGAAAGGCUAAGUAAAAGGAAGAAUGAUGCCUGGAAUAUAGCUAUAGGUGGUGACGACGUUAAUGCUUGGGAUAACUACAGAAAGCUCAGGCGGCUUCUUGACAAAAAGCUUAAGAAGUUCUGGUCUCGUGUCGAGAGGAAAGUG
Cooperia oncophora is the source of this 1269-nucleotide messenger RNA. The record is from the annotation of a GenBank genome assembly. NCBI's taxonomy places the organism in Eukaryota, Metazoa, Nematoda, Chromadorea, Rhabditida, Trichostrongylidae.